Molecule: messenger RNA, 7111 nt
Organism: Lepisosteus oculatus (spotted gar)
Lineage: Eukaryota; Metazoa; Chordata; Actinopteri; Semionotiformes; Lepisosteidae
Source: RefSeq, a predicted model, not a curated record
AUGGGAAGCUGUUACUUUCCCAGCCCGUGACAGUAACUGACGCAGGAGUAGGGCAGCAGAGACUGGAGAUCCUCCCUCUUCCUGGUGCUGUACAGCCCCUCUCCCUCUCCCACUCCCAUCUCACUUUACAGCCAGUUUGAAGGGGAGAAAGCACAGGGAGAAGAUAAAUGGAAUGACCUGCCCCUCGAAGGGAGAGAGAGUAGGGUCUGGCAACGCCUGGAGCAAGAGAAACUGAAGACUCUUCCACGGUCUGGUCUCUUGUGUUUUGAAACAUCUGCAAAACGUUUUAGUCUCUUCAAUGCGAUUCUGCUGGCGCUCCUGUGAGCACCGCUAGAGCCACUCGGGAAUGAUGGAGCCACUGGAGUCGAAAUCCGAGCGCAUCGCCAAGUACAAGGCCGAGAGACGCAGAGAGCUGGCUCAGAAGUACGGCACCGCGGAGGAGGUGCCUUCCAAAUGCAUCAGGAGGGACCGAGAGAUCUGCCAGGGAGAAUCCGCAGACUCCGGCCAGAGAGCCAGGGAAGCAGCCGGAGAUCUGCAGGACAGAGAUGUGCCGAAGCAGGACUCCGCGGAGCCCGGAGGCAGUCCUCACCGAGGAGAGCAGCCCCUCGCCAGCGACGCCAACGGGGCCGCGGGCGCUCAGGAGGGCGCGGCUGGUGUUAGACGCGGCCGGGGUGAAGGGCGCGCGGCUCUCACCAGCUCGAGCCGGGAGACACCGGCCCCAGGGCAGGAACGCACCGCACUGACCGUAGCGAAUGGCACCUGCGUGGGCGCUGGCGGCGAGUCGUCCCGGAGCAGGGCGACAGAUCUGGGGCCCACCAGGCCCUGGUCCGGGGGCUCUGCAGGGCUCUGCAGCCAAGGUGGCAGUCCGUGGGGGCCGCAGGGGCCUCAGGGGCCGGACUCGGCCCACAUCCACACCCGCGUGUCGGUGGGCCAGCUGAGGAAGACCUUGCUGCAGACUGCCAACGGGAAGCCAGAGGAGAGGCCACCUGUGGCUGCAGGCCCCGUGAGCUCGUCCCUGGACUUGGCGGUGGCCGGCCCGCGCGGGCCCCGGCGCUCUGUGGCCGCCGGCACGAGCAGGAGAGCCAGCGAGCGCUUCAGGACGCAGCCCGUCACGGCCGCCGAGGUGCUGGAGAGCGGCCGGCCGGCCCCGCGUGCGGCCGCGCGCUGCUCUGCAGAAGCCGAGGAAGAAGAAAAGACCAAAGUGGAUGUGAAAACAGAUGACAGAGCCAAGUUGAGUGUUGCAGCCAAGAUGUCUCUGUUUAAAGAGCUGGAGAAAACUGCCUCCCCCGAGGCCACAUCCUUCCUGAAGCCGCGGGGCAGCGGCGUCGCCCAGGAGCGGCGGGUCCGGCGCCUGCACGACCGCGCGCGGACGCAGCCCGUCACCACCGAGGAGAUGGUGGUGGCCAGCAGCUUGCCGAAGGCAGGGGCGUCAGGCGAGGCCCAGGCGGCACAGGCCGCACUGGGAGACGCGAGGCUGGUGGCGGAGGAUGCCAGCUCCCAGCUGACCCUCGGCGAGAAGCUGGCCCUGUUCAACAAGCUGGCCCAGACGGAGGCCCAGACGGAGCUCGUGCUCGAGGCGGGGGACCGGAAGAGGAGGCAGAAAGAGGCCCGGUACCGCACGCAGCCCAUCACCGUCAACGAGGUGGAGAUGCUGCAGAAGGGUCCCGCUCAGCUGCCCCCUCUGCAUCUCAGCCGCUCGGCCCGUCUGGAGCCCGGCGAGGUCGGGCAGAUCGUCCCAGCGGAGAGGCUGGAAGGAGAGGAGACCAGGAGCGCCGGUUCCGGGGUGAGUCCUCAGCACAGCGAUCCCGAGUCUCGUGAAAUCCGGGGCAUCCUGAAGAGGCGAACGGGGAGCUCGGAGUGCGAGAGCUGCGCGGGCAAGGCGACCAGCUCAGAGGUGAAGGGCCAGGCGCGUGAGGGUCCCCCGGACCCCCCCGGAGAGGGCGGGGACGCCAGUGCAAGUCUCUCUGCGGAUCACACAGCUGGGGGUCCGGACAGGGAAGCAGAAGAGCCAUCCAACAUCCCGCCGGAGAGCGGCGAGGCGCUUUCCUCGGAGACCAGCCCCACGGGGUCCGCCCCCUGGAGACACAGGGACAGGUCGAGCUCCUCCGGCUCGAAGGACCUGUCCCCCGAGGACCAGCGCUCCGCCGGGAAGCCUGAUGGCUCAGUCCUGUCCGGAGAAAGCGAGGAGCUGGACAGCUCUUUGGAUUCCAACCUGAGCUCUUCUUUUAAGGAAAGACUGGCGCAGCUCACGAGCGGGGAGCAGGAGCACAAGAGGGACACCAGGAAGAAGCCCGGCGAUGUCGUCCACAUGUCCCUCAAUGACCGCUUCAGCCAGCUGCAGGACGCCGAGAACGCCUGGAGGAAGAAGGUAGAGCUUGAGUGUCCUGCUGGUGGUGCUGCCUGCACCCACUGCUGGGAGCCUGUCUACUCCUCUAUCUUUGUCCCUGUCAGCACUCCAGCCCAGUAUGUAGUCUGUUACAACCAGACCACUCUUUCCUAUGAGGCCCAGGAGGUCUCCCAGACACAGGGCUACUCUCAGCCUCCCUGGAGACAAAAGAAACCCUCCGCGGAGGUGGAGACCAAGCUGAGCCUGGCGGAGAGGAUGCGGAUCCUGCAGGAGAAGGAGCAGCAGUGGAAGACGAGGGGGAAGGGGGCCUCCAAUGACUCCACGCAGUUCACGGUGGCGGGCCGCAUGGCCAGGAAGGGCGUGGUGACUGGAAAAGAGGACUCUCCCAUCAUACAGAAGAGAUCUGCAGGGGGAACUCCAGUAAAGCCUCUGGAAGAGAUCGCCAGUCGCUCUGAUGUGGAGGUCGAGGGGGACAAGAGGCUGGACAAGCUGGAGUCGUUCCUGGGCAAACUGCACAGUAAAGGCAUGAGGCAGCAGGAGACCUCCAUCACAGUAACCCAGGAGACGGUGAAGGAGGUGGUGAGGCCAGAUGACGAGGAGACCUUCUCCAAGUUCUACCGCACUGUGUCUCCCUUGGCCCUGAGCCCCAGCAGCUCUGUGGAGAUAGAGGAGGACUUCAGCGCCAUCUUUGAGGCUUAUACUCCCAAGCUGACGUCCGCUGUAGCCGAGCACAAGCGCGCGGUCAGGCCCGCGAGGAAAACCCAGGGCUCCCGGAAUCCGCUGCGGGCCCUGGCCGACCGGGACGACAUCAGGCAGGAGUACACGGAGCAGCGCCUGAACGUGGCGGCGCUGGAGUCCAAGAGGAUACAGGUGGAGAAGAUGGCAAAGCAUUCCAGCUACGCCGAUGUGGCGCUGGCGGGGCUGGCCAGCAAGGAGAACUUCAGGAGGGUGCAGCUGCGCGAUGCCAAGUCCACCGAGCAAGUGACCAACAACAGUGCCCAGCCAUUCAAGAAGCUGAUGCUGAUCCAGGUUAAAGGUCGUCGGCACGUGCAGGUCAGGCUGGUGGAGCCGGUGACGAGCUCUCUGAACAGCGGGGACUGCUUCCUCCUGAUCACGCCCAGCCGCUGCUUCCUGUGGGUCGGCGAGUUCGCCAACGUCAUCGAGAAAGCCAAGGCCUCGGAGCUGGCGGCCUUCAUCCAGACCAAGCGGGACCUUGGCUGCAAGGCGGCCCAGGUCACCCUGCUGGAGGAGGGCGUCGGCACGGAGAGCAGCCGGGCCAAGGAGUUCUGGAGCCUUCUGGGCGGGAAGGCGGAGUACCGAGGGGCGGGCGGACCGGAAGAGGACGAGGUGUACGAGAGCGCGGUGGUGGAGUCCAACUGCGCGUACCGGCUGGUGGAGGACCGGCUGGUCCCCCACGACAGCUGGGCAGCCAUCCCCAGCGUGUCCAUGCUGGGCUCCAAAGAGGUGCUGGUGUUGGACUUCGGCAGCGAGCUGUACGUGUGGCACGGGAAGGAGGUGCCGCUGGGAGACCGGAAGGUCGCUGUGCAGCUGGGCAAGCAGCUGUGGAGCGGCCCCUACGACUACAGCAGCUGCAGGGUGAACCCGCUGGACGCCACGGGGGCCGGCGCGCGCACACCGCAGAAGGGCGAAGGGCGCCCAGACUGGGCUCUUUUCGGCCGGCUGUCAGAGCACAAUGAGACAGCGCUGUUCAAAGAGAAGUUCCUGGACUGGGGAGAGUCUCGCAGCACCAGGGAGGAGCCCACAGUGCCUGAGCUCAAGAGCCCCACGCAGUCCCCGGUGGAGCUGGAGCUGAAGCCCUGCGACGCCAAGGCCCUGCUGGCCUGUAGCAGCCCGGCCGCCCGCACCGUCCUGGAGGGCGUGGACGUGCAGCGGGGCUACGGGCUGAUCGAGGUGGAGGACCGGCGGCCGGCCCAGCUGGCCACGCUGGCGGUGGAGGCCUGGUCCGUCCGCGAGUUCGGCGAGUGCGAGCUGCCCCGGGAGAGCGUGGGGCAGCUCCACGAGGAGGACACUUACGUCAUCAAGUGGACGUACUGCAUCACGAACGUGGUGGGCAAGAGGCAGAAGCCGGACCAGGUGGGCAGUGGCGGCGGCGGCGGCGGCGGGCCGGGCAGGGAGAGGUGCGCCUGCUUCUUCUGGCAGGGCAGCUGCUCCAGCGCCAGCGGGAAGGGCGCGUCGGCGCUGAUGACCGUGGAGCGAGGCAGCCAGCGGGGGGCGCAGGUCCAGGUGACCCAGGGGAAGGAGCCUCCCUGCUUCCUGCAGCUCUUCCAGGGAGGCAUGGUCGUGCACAAGGGCUCCCGGGACGAUGUCUCCAAAAACACAGGUGGGUGGCGGCUCUUCUGCGUGCGCGGAGAGGUGCCAGUAGAGGGCAGCCUUCUGGAAGUGGAGUGCUGCUGCAGCAGCCUGCGUUCCCGAGUCUCCGCGGUCCUGCUGCACGCCCAGCAGGGGGCGCUGUACCUGUGGCACGGCUGCAAGGCCCACGCCACUGUCCGGGAGGUGGGCAAGAAGGCUGUGGAGCGCAUCACGCAGCUGUGCCCAGCUGAGAUGGGUCUCCACAGCAACAGCGCCCUGCAGGUGCAGGAGCUGGAGGAGGGCUCCGAGCCUGUGGAGUUCUGGAAUGCGCUGGGCCAGCAGGACAGGAAGGCCUACGACUGCAUGUUGCAAGACCCUGGCAAAUACAACUUCACGCCCCGUCUGUUCAGGCUGAGCGCGAGCAGCGGCAUGUUCGUGGCCGAGGAGCAGCUGGGCCCGGCCCGGACCUCGGGCACCGUGACGGCGAUGCCCUUCCUGCAGGAGAACCUCUACUCCGUGCCACAGCCCGCCCUGUUCCUGCUGGAUAACCGCAUGGAGGUGUACCUGUGGCAGGGCCAGCAGCCCCCAGAUGUGGAGUGCACCGGCUCCGCUCAGAUCCGCUGGGACAGCGAGAGGAAGUGCGCUAUGGAGACAGUCCUGCAGUACUGCAAAGAAAAGAACGCCAGACGCCCUCCUCGGGCCUACCUGAUCCACGCCGGUGCCGAGCCCCUCACCUUCACCAACAUCUUCCCCAAGUGGGAGGCCCUGCCUGCGAUCAAGGCACAGGCCGAGGCCUCGUGGGACAAGGUGAUCCUGGUGCAGGACGCGCUGGCCCGGCUCUGCAAGACGCAGUACUCCCUGGAGGAGCUGCAGGGCAAGCCACUGCCCGAGGGUGUGGACCCUCUCCGCCUGGAGCUCUACCUGUCCGACGAGGACUUCCAGAGGGUUUUGGAGAUGAAGAGGGAUGAGUUCAACACCCUUCCUAGCUGGAAACAAAAAAACCUGAAAAAGAGCAAAGGACUGUUCUAAACUGGGGGAAAGUGGGCGACUGGAUUCUGUACAUGAAAUAACUGUCUCAUGAAAUGUGCUGCACUUUUUGUAUCUUUAUAACUCUUCUGUAAAGUGCCGAAAUGUAAGUCGGUAGUGUACGACCUGCCAUGUCUGUUUGUACCUGGAGAGUGUCUUGAGGAGGUCAGCAGUCUGUCCAGCGAGGGUGGAAGAAACGACACUGCUCGGAACGGAGGGCGAACCGUCUCAAAAUAUAUUCGAUCAAAACGAGGUGCAGCGUUUUUAACAGACUCCCCAACAUAUAAAUAUGUAUAAAUAUAUUUUUUUUUUGUAAUUUUCAUGCUACGUGACACUGCCGCGAGGAGAAAAACACCGGAAAUAAAUGCCCAUGUAGCAGUUGAAAAGAAAAUGGUGCUUUUAGCAUUACAGUGUGAAUAUGUUUUUAAUGAUGUUUUAUUAGGGACACCACUGUCAGAAACCACACACACAUCUCAUGUCUCCUCUGUGAUCGUUCUUCAUUUGGUCAUGUGCAUUGUGUCCACUCUGGGGGGGAACCACAUUUUUAAGACCACAAUUCGUGUUGCCCAGAUCCAUGUUACUGCAACAUGAACAUUUGUGUAACACGGAUCAUUCCUGCCAGGUGAAAAAGUUUGGGUUGUCUGCUUUUACUUUAGAGUUCUUUGGAAACACCGUCUUCUAGGGUCUUCUCUGGAAACCUAAAGACUUGAGACUGAAUAUUAAAAGGUUGCAAUUGAUCCUCACACCAGCUGCAGUGUUCAAAGAGCAGAAGUGGCCUGAGUAUAGAACCACCCAGAACUUUUGCUGAAGCUGCCUGGAGGAAUGUUGUCCAGGAACCGGUACCACUGAGUCUGCAGAGGAACAACCAGCAAGCUCCAGAGGAUGUUGAGCUGAGCAGGCAGGGCUCAGAGCUUGACCAGGCUGCAUUCCCGAUGUUAUGAACAUGUGCCUGUGAAGCACAGCCUGGAGCCCUGGAGACUUGCCUGUAAUUGCCAGUAGAGCAUUGUGGUGAUAAGGAUCAGUGCGAAUUGGGGUUAAUCCUACAUAUUUAGAUUUUCUUUUCCAUUACAUUGUUAAUUUUUUUUUAAAUACCAUAUUCAUGCCAGAAAUUAAUGUUGUUCAUGGUAUUCUGUGCAUACGAUCAGCAGUGUGGUCUGUGGUCUAUGUUCUGAAUGAAUUUCUCUCUGUACGGAAACUGCAGGCUGGAAGAGGAGGAUCUUUUUUAGAAAAUGUUUUAUUUGCCUGUAUAAAUCUAUACAGAGGGAAACAAAGCGUGUGUCAGUGUUUCAUAGUUUCAGUAACACAGGUAAGAGCUGACAGCAUAAAAACAGCACAGAAAGAAUGCUUACAAAGUUUCUCGAGUAUGAUUAGCAAGUGGGGGAAAAGUGUGGUAUUUUAACAAUAAAUAUGAUUACACUAUUUUUUACA